UCAGCAUAGACAGGCAGACAACACUCCAGACUCCACACUCUCUCACAAUCAGAUGGAGACGUGGUGGUGGCUGCUAGCGGCGGCAGUGCUGGCGCAGCUCUCACAAGUAUUAUCAGCUGAGGAGAUCACUCAGGCACCACAACAGGACAUCAUCGUGACACUCAACACACUACGAGCAAUCUCUCACACUUCCGAUAACUUCUUGGGCAUUUCUAUCUCUCCCAAACAGCUCUUAAAUGAUGGUCAAUACAGUGUUUCUACCAUCAACAUGCUGCGGGCCUUGUCCCCAGGAUAUCUACGUGUUGGAGGUCCUGAAUCUGACAAUCUGUCCUUCAAAACAUUGGAUAAUUCAUUAAAUGCUCAUCUCUUAACUGAGAGCCAGUGGGAGAAUAUUAACCAGUUAGCAGCUGAUACUGGCUUGCGACUUGCAUUUAGUUUGAGCCCAAACUCUCGGACCCAGAGUGACCUAUUGAGGUUCUCCGAUAUCAGAGGCUAUGACAUCACGUGGCAACUUGGAUAUAGCACACCAAAAAGCAAUGAUUCUGUCGUUUUCUCUGAGGAAUCAGUUGAACAAAUUACAAGUCUACGCCGUCUUGUUGAUUCCUUCCCAAGAUACCAGAACACAGUAGUUUUGAGCCCUGACUUGGAGUUCUGUGAAGAUAACAAGGAUCUUGAAGCUCUCAAGAAUUUCCUCCAAAAAACAAGAGAUGAUUUUGAUUUUGUCAUUUUACAGAUGAAACCUAAGGAAAGCUUGAAAUCCAUAAGAAAUAGUUUUGAGAAAUUAGAUAAAUACUCAAGCGAGAUUGAAAAGAUGGCCUUCAACAAAAACGACAUGAUUACAGCGAAGAUUUCAUCAAAACAAAAAUUUUGGCUCGUGGAGGCUGAGGAACACAGACCUACUGAGAGUUUAACAGAUGCCAUGAGCUGUGCCAUGUACCUGGGUCAGUCUAGUGAACUGGGAUAUCACACACUAUUGCUGCCUCUCACACAACUCUCUCAACCUUCACCAAGCUACUGGACAAUGUUGCUAUACAGAGCCCUGGUGGGGAGGUCAGUGCUGGGGUCUAGGAGGUGGCCUCAAACAGCUGAUGUUGCUGUGUUUGCCUCGUGUACUGAGACUAAGCCUCAUGCCGCUCUGGACACAGAGUGGGAGUACGGCACUGGAGCUGUGACUAUGUGGGGAGUCAAUUCCGCUAACCACAGCUCUCGCAUCUUCCUACGAGCUGGCUGGAGAGUGGACUACGUGCAUCUCUACAUGAUGACAAGUGAUGACAGAGGUAGUAUCCUGUUGAAUGGACAAGCUUUGCGUACAGUUCACGGUGUACUACCCAGGUUCUCUCCCCACAUCCGUGCACUGUCCCGCACUCGCAGCAUGACAGUUACUGUGCCUCCCCGGAGUGUGUUCUUCGUGGUACUUCCAGACGCUCUAGCUCCCGCUUGCCUCAUCAACACGGGUGAAAAACUUAAAAAUCCUCUCAAUAAUGAAGAGAUUUCUCCUAUGGCACUCAACAUUCCUAUAAUACCGCCAAAGAGCUCCUAUGACUCACAGAAAGAAGAGAUGAAGCCAAAUAAUAUUUUUAUUGAAAAAGGUGGUGUUUUUACUGAUAUUGUUGAGAAAGACAAAGGAAGAACUGAAGACAAAAGUGCCACAAAGGAAACAACUCAAAAUUCUGCUUUGAAGACAGAGAAAAGUGAAGUAAAACUUAGUAGAAAUAAAGAUUUAAAUAAAUUGACUACAUCUUUGGCUAGUAACAGUCUUCAAAAUAUUCCAUCCCUAAUUCAUACUAAAGAAAACAAUACAGGAAAAAUUAGUACUGAAAAAGCUAAAGAAGAUUUUACAGUUCUUGGCAAUUUCUAUCCAGGAAGAGAAACAAACAAACUUGAAGAAAUUCAAAAUAAGCACAGCAAAGAUGUUAAUUUUUCAUCCAAAAUUUUGUUUCAAGAAAAUAAAUCUGACACGUCUAAAAAUGAUAGUAGUGUUAAAAAUGACGGUGUAAGAAUAAGUAAUGACAAGACUGUAGCAACGCAAGUUCCAAGAAGAAAGAGAUCACAAGAUUAUGAACAUCAUGAAAAAAAUCCAGUAAAAAACACUGAAACAUCACCGUUGUACAGAAGAGUAAAUCUACUGCGAAGAAUUUUACACAGAAUGCAACAACCAACAGAAUAUGAAGAGGAGGUUAAACAACAAAGAUUAUUAAACUUGGCAAGUACUGCAGAGUUAAUGCUUGAUAACAAUUGGAGAUCUAGUAAAACGAAUAGUGAUUACCCUGUCAAAAUCCCUUCUAAUGAAAUAAAACGCCAAGAACAAACUGGCAAGGUUGAGCAAAACAAAGAAGUAGGAAAUAUUAAUUAUCUCCCUGGAGAGUUUUAUGAAAUAUUAGGAGGGUUAAAAAUAGACUCUAAUGUUUCAUUAAAGGACAAAGAGGAUAUCAUCGACACAAAAGAUUCAUUACAAAAACAGACCAAACCGCACAGGUGUAGAGAUGACGAAAGUAAACUGAUUGUUACUGUAAAGCCUGAAAAUGAUCCUCAAGAAGAUAGAAUAUUAGUUGAAAGUGCAACAGAAAAUUCAAAAAAAUACUAUGCAUUGAAAAGUAGUACAUCUGAACAGCAGAUCAAACCAGUAGAAGAUUAUAAAAUAAAGUUAUUAAACAGUAAACAAAUUAAAUUUUCUAAAGAUGUGUCAGAUGAAAAUAUUAGUGAAUAUAAUGAACGAUCCAAGCAAGAAGGUUUUUUUAAAGAUCUUAAAAAGGAAGAAAAUAACUCCAUUAGAAUUGAGCCUCUUAUUAAUCGAGCCAAACGGAAAACCAAACGAGAGGAUGAGGACGAUGACACAUUUUUGAUGCCUAUACGGGAAAAAUAUGAGAGCAUUGUCGAUUCUGACUAUUCAGAUGAGGUUCAGUUACAAAGGUUUCUUGAAGACUUGACUGAUGAAAGUGAACAGCUUGUGCAAAUUAUUGAUGAAGAGUAUGAAAGCAAUAAUGGAAUUUCCACUCUUCAGGCAGAUACCGUCCAACUCUCAACAGAACCAAGUGUAAUACAUGAUAAGGUCAAAGUGGCUGUUGCUAAGGUCACUGACAAACCCCAUUUACUGAAUAAAACAGAAGAAACUGACUAUUACUUAAUGAAUAAUAUUGUCAUUGAUAAAGAAGUGAAGCCAAAACGGACUUAUCCUCCUGUCAAUGUAGAAUCAAAGAUGUUUUCUUCCUUCCAUAAACCUACAACCACAGUAAGAAACAUUAUCGUUGAUAAUACAAACAAGUCUAGUUCAACGAGACAACCAAGUGGUGAGUUGUUUGAAUCCCAGACAGAUUAUUCCCUUGGAAAUCAUCAAACUACAUCAAUGGAACUAUCUACUCCAACAAUCCCUGAUAAUUCAUACAAAAACACAAAUGUAUCUGGUGAAAGUAUUACAGAGGGAAUAAGUAACUCUAAUAUGUUUAUAGACAGUGUACCACUUGGUACUGACAAAACAACCAAAUCAGGAAUCAAUAUAAUGUCAAAUAAAAACUUAGAAAACUAUGAUGCUAAUUCCAUGUACCGGUACAAUCUAACAGAUAAUACUACUAAUGAAUUUAAACCUAUGAACAAAAUGAAUUCAUAUGAACUUUAUGAUAUGGUUGAAGACACUUCUGAAGACAACAAAAGAGCACCUCAAAAUGUUAACAGUUCCAACUUAAAUGAAGUCAAAACAGAAAAAAGUAAAUCAAAGCCUGAAAAUAUUGUUCCUGUUCGUUCAGUUUUACUUACGAAAAUUUCUGAUAUAAUCACGACUACAGAAAGAGACUCCUUUAAAGACAAAUCAAUAGACUUUGUCAACUUAAAAGAUUUGUAUGAUGUCCCAGGAUCUAUAAAACAUGAUGAGACUUACUCAAAUAACCGUAAGUUGAUCAAUGAAUUAGGCAGUAAUAAUCAAACAAAAAAUCUAGGUAAAAAUCUAUCUAACUUAGUAGAAAAUACAGCACCUAUCGAGAUUUCAGACAUAAAUUCUGCUCAAGAUAAUUAUGACAAAAAGCAGAAAAUGAAUAGUGAGAGUAAACUUGAAAAUAAAAUACUGCCUCCUCCAUUAAAACAAACAUUAAUUAUUAAACCACUUCAAACCCCUCCAGUUAUAACUUUAAACCGUAACUUAACAUUGUCAAAGAAAAUAAAUGACAUCACCAAUAGAAUAUUAGCACUCAACAGCAAACCCAAACAACCAUUGCCAACUCUAGGAAAAGGUUCUUCCUUGAACACACUUUUAGAAAAACGCCAGGAAAGACUAGAAGCUAUUAAACUAAAACUACAAAAAGCCAGAGAACGAUUGUUAAAUCUAACCAACCCCAAAAUCACACAGGAUUCUUCGUCAAACAAACAGAAGCAGAAAAGAGAAAUAAUCGUAAGUAAAGAUACGUUGAACUCGUUACUAAACGGAGCAAAGGAAAACAAAUCAGAAGCUCAACUACAAAAGAAUAACAUGAUUUCAACAAAGAAACUAAAGCCAUCACUAGACAACUUGUAUUUGAUUCAUCGAUUAAGAAGACAAAUUUUCGAUGGUGAAGAAAUAGGUAGUAGUUCAGUAAUGGAGGAAGAUUGUGACCGAUCAAGAAAUGGAGAAGAAGCAGAGGGUUAUCUCAAGAUACAAUCACCCAAAAAUAUUAUUACACCUUAUUAUUUUCCAGAAAUAAAAAAAUGGCUCAUUCCACUAAGCAACAAAACUGAAAACAUUCUAUUCAAAAGUAAAUUGGUACCUGUAAACUUAUAUGGUAUAGUGUCCGAUGAAUGGGCACAAGAAAAUUUAGGAAAAAGUCCUAACACCGAAACAAAAAGACUACGAAGAGCCUUGCGGUACCCAUGUGUUAAGGAUAAUUUUAAUGAUUUUGAAGCAGAAGAUGAAAGUGCUAAACAUGCUCGUAGUUUUAAAACAACUCCUAAAAAAAUCACACUGGAGAAAAACACAAAUGCUCAAUCUUUGCCUGAUACUGGGAAAGGUUCUAGUUCAAUUUUGUCAGGUAUUCUUUCUACAAGGUCAAGGAGAUCGACCAGUCGAGACAUUGAGAUGAAUGAGAAGGAAAUGAAAGCCUUACUAACAAAUGAAAUUGUUAAAGAAAAACCCUCACAUGAUGAGCCAGAUCAUGAAAAUGUGUUUAGUUCUAUGCUGCACAAAACACUAACUAAAACUGCCUCAAAUAAAACAGGAAUUGAAAGGAUGUUCGAAUUAGCCAAGCAGUAUCAUGAAACUAACCCAACAAGCUUAGAAAUACUUCCUACAAAGAAUAAACAAACAAAGAAGAAGAAAAAUUUGGAAAAAUAUGUUGAUAAAACCAGUGAGGAAAACUCAGCAGUGGAAUUAAUCGAUUAUACCUCAUCUAGCACAUCAAGGUAUUACCAAACAAAUAUUACAGAAACUAUUCCUAUAAACCACUCUGAGAAGGAUUUUUCAGUUAAAAACUCAAGUUUUGUGAAUAGUAAUUCUACAAAGAUCUUUGAUGAAGAUAAGAAAGCACCAGGGGAUGAGUGGUCUGAUUUUAUAAACCAAAUUCAAGAAUUCUAUGAGUCUGUAACUGAUGCAUUUAAAAGAGGGAUUCCGCUGGUAUAAUAUUUUUGCAACAUCUUUCAUGAGAAAGACGCAAAACUGUAACUAAGUUACUGCAGUGUAUUUAUGUUUCAUGGGCAUCUUAGAAAAAAAUGGUGGCCAAUUGUAAGUAAUUUUUCUGUACAUAGGAUUAUGAAAUAAGCUUUUUAUACUUUUAUACUUUUGUACUUCAAUGAUAUAUAUAUAUAUAUCAAUAAUAUGGAAUAAAUAUGCAUAUGUUUAGACUUA
Macrosteles quadrilineatus (aster leafhopper) is the source of this 5803-nucleotide messenger RNA. RefSeq lists its product as uncharacterized. The coding region runs from base 53 to 5578 and encodes 1841 amino acids. The transcript is spliced from 9 exons. The record is from RefSeq and is a predicted model, not a curated record. NCBI's taxonomy places the organism in Eukaryota, Metazoa, Arthropoda, Insecta, Hemiptera, Cicadellidae. Gene Ontology annotation, cellular component: extracellular matrix.